AUGGCUAGAAAUGUGUGUUUGUUGGUGACACUCUUGUUCGUCAGCAAUGCUUUGUCAGAGGACAUAUUUCAACCUACCUUGGUGCUGGAUAUGGCCCAGGUUCUUCUCAACAACUACUGCUUUCCUGAAAAUCUAGUCGGAAUGAAAGAAGCAAUAGAGCAGGCAAUCAGGAAUGGUGAAAUGCUUCACAUAACAGAUCCAAGAACGCUCGCCGCUGUGUUGACAGCCGGUGUUCAGGGUGCUCUGAAUGACCCACGGCUGGCUGUGUCCUACGAACCUGGUGCUCCUGCCCGCUCACAGCCUCCUGUUCUGCCAGCACUACCACCAGAUCAGCUCCUGCAUAUGAUUCAGAGUUCUCUCCAUUAUGAAGUUCUGGAAAAUAAUGUAGGUUACUUGAGGAUCGAUCAUAUUAUUGGGGAAGAUGUCGUGAAGCAGAUUGGUCCUUUGCUUGUUAACAGUGUUUGGAGAAGCGUUAUGCACACAUCAUCUUUGAUUUUGGAUCUUCGCUACAGCACUACAGGACAGGUGUCAGGGAUUCCUUAUGUUAUCUCUUAUUUCUGUGAAGCAGACCCUGCUGUGCAUAUUGACACAAUUUACGACCGCCCAUUAAAUUCCACAAAAGAGAUCUGGACACUGUCUUCAGUUCUGGGUGAAAGGUAUGGAAAAGACAAAGAUGUAAUAAUUUUAACAAGCAAGUAUACUGAAGGUGUGGCUGAAGACAUUGCUUAUAUUUUAAAGCAUCUGAAUAGAGCCAUCACUGUUGGUGAAAGAUCAGCAGGUGGAUCUCUAAAGAUUGAAAAAUUGAAGAUUGGGGAAUCAGAUUUUUACAUUACUGUCCCCAGUGUUAGAUCCAUCAACCCCAUUACAGGGCAAAGCUGGGAAGUAAAUGGUGUGUUCCCUUGCGUAUCAACAAAUGCUGAUGAAGCUCUUGAGAAAGCAAAAUCAAUCUUGGCUGUCAGAAGUGCAGUCCCUACAGUAGUCCAGUCCGUUAGUGGCAUAAUUGAAAGAUACUAUUCAUUUACUAAUAGGGUGCCUAUGCUCCUUAAUCACAUUUCAUUGAUCGAUUAUUCCUCAGUUAUUUCAGAAGAAGACUUAGCUGCUAAACUAAAUUAUGAGCUGCAGUCUAUGUCUGAAGAUCCACGCUUAAUGGUCAAAAUCAUGGCAGAAGCUCCAGUCACUAUAGAAGACACAUCUCCAGCAGACAGAUUACCUGAAGACCCUAGAUUUCUUCAAGCUUUAGUUAACACUGUUUUCAAAGUAAAGAUUUUGCCUGGAAAUAUUGGAUACCUUCGGUUUGAUGAAUUUGCUGAUACUUCUGUGUUGGUCAAAUUAGGCCAACAUAUUGUAGACAAAGUGUGGGAUCCCAUUAAGGACACAGAGAACCUCAUCGUAGAUAUACGCUACAACACUGGUGGUCCAUCUGGUGCUGUCCCUCUUCUCCUGUCUUACUUCCAGGAUCAAACACCGGAAGUUCGUUUUUUCACAAUAUACGACAGAGUGACUAAUUCUACAAAAGAAUUCUACACCAUCCCUAAUAUCCAGGGACAACCCUAUGGAGCAAAGAGAGGAGUGUAUGUGCUUACUAGUCAUCAUACCGCAACUGCAGCUGAGGAGUUUGCUUACCUAAUGCAGUCACUAAAUAGAGCAACAGUAAUUGGAGAAAUAACUUCUGGUACUUUGUUACAUUCCAGAUACUUUCAAAUUGAAGACACCAAUGUGGUCAUCACAGUUCCAGUUAUAAAUUUCAUAGAUAAUAAUGGAGAAUGUUGGUUAGGUGGUGGGGUUGUUCCAGAUGCAAUUGUAUUGGAAGACGAGGCCUUAGAAAAAGCUAAAGAAAUCAUAGCAUUUCACCCUGAGGUCCAUGCCUUGGUAGACGGUACUGGGGAACUAUUGGAAGUCAAUUACGCUAUCCCUGAAGUAGCUACUAAAGUAAGAAAAGUCCUCCAAUCCAAAUGGUCAGAAGGUUUAUAUCGAUCAGUGGUGGAUUAUGAGUCCUUGGCGUCUCAGUUGACUUCAGAUUUGCAGGAGGCAUCAGGGGAUCAUCGUUUACAUGUUUUCUACAGUAACAUUGAGCCAGAGGUAUUAGAAGAACAAGCCUCCAAAAUACCAAGCCCUGAAGAACUUGGAUAUAUUAUAGAAGCAUUGUUCAAGAUUGAAAUCCUGCCUGGUAAUGUUGGCUACCUGAGAUUUGAUAUGAUGGCAGAUGCCGAAAUAAUAAGGGCCAUUGGGCCACAGCUUAUUAAUCUCGUUUGGAACAAACUUGUCAACACUAACGCUUUGAUCAUUGACAUGAGAUACAACACUGGUGGCUAUUCCACAGCAAUCCCAAUAUUUUGCUCUUACUUCUUUGAUGCUGAAACCCCUCGUCACCUAUAUACUGUCUUUGACCGUUCCACAUCCAGCACUGCACAAAUAAGGACAAUACCUGUGGUUUUGGGAGAGAGAUAUGAUUCAAAGAAAGACAUUUACAUUAUCACCAGUCAUAUGACAGGUGCUGCUGCUGAAGCAUUUACUAGGGCAAUGAAAGACCUAAACAGGGCUACUAUUAUUGGGGAACCGACCAUAGGAGGGUCACUGUCAAUAGGCACCUAUAAAAUUGGAGACAGUCAUUUAUACAUAUCUAUUCCCAAUCAAGUAGUGCUCAGUGCAGUUACUGAAAAAGUUUGGAGUGUUUCUGGAGUUGAACCCCAUGUUGCAGUUCAGGCUAAUGAGGGAAUGGUUGUUGCCAAUUAUAUCAUUAACCUUCGCUCAAAAAUCCCCUCCAUUGUGCAAACUGCUGGGAGGCUGGUUACUGAUAAUUAUGCGUUUUCAGAAAUAGGUGAUGGUAUUGCUGCAAAAAUGAUGGCUCUCGUUGAGAAGGGAAACUAUGACAUGAUCAACUCAGAGUUAGAAUUGGCGGAAAAACUCACAGCUGACCUACAAGCAUUAUCUGGGGAUAAGCAUUUAAAGACUGUUUACAUACCUGAAAAUUCAAAAGAUCACAUUCCCGGAGUUGUACCAAUGCAGAUUCCAUCUCCUGAAGUGUUUGAAGACUUGAUCAAAUUUUCUUUCCACACUGAUGUGUUUGAGGACAACAUUGGAUACCUUCGAUUUGACAUGUUUGGGGAAUUUGAACUCAUCACUCAAGUAUCAGAGUUACUGGUGGAGCAUGUGUGGAAGAAGAUUGUCAACACAGAUGCUUUAAUUAUUGAUCUUAGAUUUAACAUUGGAGGACCUACGUCAUCGAUUGCUGCUUUCUGCUCAUAUUUCUUUGAUGAAGAUCAAAAGUUUCUUCUGGAUAAAAUCUACAACAGACCAUCUGAAUCAACUAGUGACUUAUGGACCAUAUCUCAGCUCACUGGUGAAAGAUAUGGUUCAAAGAAAGACUUGGUAAUACUGACUAGUGCAAUGACAGCGGGCGCUGCAGAAGAAUUCGUCUUCAUAAUGAAGAAGCUUGGAAGAGCCCUGAUUGUUGGUGAACUAACUAGUGGUGGAUGUCAUCCUCCUCAAACAUACCACGUGGACGACACCAAUCUCUACCUCACCGUCCCCACCAGCAGAUCAGACAGCUCUCAGGGUGCCUCCUGGGAGGGAGCUGGGGUCGUUCCUCACAUAGAGGUGGCUGCUGACGAGGCUCCAGACAAAGCCAAGGAAAUACUCAACAACCAUUUACAUGCUAGAAAUUGAGUGGUUGUAGUAAGGGCAUUAUGAUCCAUGGGUUUCUAUGCAUGAAGAAAAAUUGGAUUAAUUGACCUUAGUCUGGUUUUGUUGAUUUUCUAUUUGGUGACUAGUUCGUCAAACUGAGAAAAAUGAAUGUAGUGCAGUUUACUUCUAACAAUAUUUAGAAAAACAUUGUAUUUAGUGUAUAAUUAUUCAGUUGUCAGUGUAUUAGAUUAUAUAUAUAAAAUGUGUUGAUAUUUUUGUUGUUAUAAAUUGUAUUACUUCACUUUAUGUCUUUAAAAAGAGAGCAAAACAAGCAGACAAAAUGCAAUCCCCAGCACCUGAGUUGAAGCUUCUCUGAAAUGCGAUAACCCUUCGGAUGCUUGUUGCUGCUCACAGUGGGGGUUGUGAUUGCAUUAUAAAAACUGUAACCGAGUCUGAAAAUGUCAAUACAGAUCAUGAAUUUUAUUAAAUAUUUUU
Polyodon spathula (Mississippi paddlefish) is the source of this 4119-nucleotide messenger RNA. It is a transcript of the gene rbp3, whose product is annotated as retinol binding protein 3. Gene Ontology annotation, biological process: proteolysis. The coding region runs from base 1 to 3666 and encodes 1221 amino acids. Gene Ontology annotation, molecular function: serine-type peptidase activity. NCBI's taxonomy places the organism in Eukaryota, Metazoa, Chordata, Actinopteri, Acipenseriformes, Polyodontidae. The transcript has 4 exons. The record is from RefSeq and is a predicted model, not a curated record.